AUGCUUAACCAUUCUACUCAGUCUCUCCUCUCCGCAUCUGCAGCUGCCAACAUUAACGUUUCAACUGGUCGGCCAUUGGCCCCUCGUCCCAAUCUGCUCCGUGUUGAGAUAGAUCUGCCAGGCAUCGAGACUGUUGCCUGUCUUGAUUUGGAUAUCUCAGAGACUCGAUUUCGCCUUCAAGUUUGUUUUUCUGAUAACGAUUCCCUCUUUUGUCCUUGUUAUUCCUAUCCUUUUCUUUGUAUUAUAUAG
Molecule: messenger RNA, 249 nt
Organism: Protopolystoma xenopodis
Lineage: Eukaryota; Metazoa; Platyhelminthes; Monogenea; Polystomatidea; Polystomatidae
Source: the annotation of a GenBank genome assembly